ACCGGAAGUGAAGAACUGGAACAAAUCACGGAAAACACAAGAGCUGGAGAGUCUGCAGAAAGAUGAGCCGCAUUUACCACAACACGACUUUACAGAAUAAACCAGUUCACAAUGAGAGGCUGGAGUACGGGUUCAAGGCGGACCCGGACCACAGGGGGAACGGUGUUCUAGUGGAGGGGAAACUGAUGGACGUUUCCAGACACGCAGUUACUGACGUCAACAAUCAGAAGGUACGGUUCUACGUUCUCUACGUCAAACCCAGUCGUAUCCACCAGAGGAAGUUUGACGCCAGCGGGAAUGAAGUGGAACCCAACUUCAGCGACACCAAGAAGGUCAACACCGGCUUCCUCAUGUCGUCCUACAAGGUGGAAGCUAAAGGUGAAUCGGAUCGUCUGUCGGAGGAGCAGCUGUCUGCGCUGGUGAAUCAACCUGAACUGGUCCGAGUCACGGACCGGUACCGACCCGCCGGGACCUGGGCCUUCUGGUACCCGGAGUCUGAGAUGGACCGGACGGAGCUGGAGGCGGGACAGGAAGUCCGCCUGAAGACCAGAGGAGACAGUCCAUUCAUCUUCUCUUUGGCCAAAGUCGACGGUGGAACGGUGACCAAAUGCAACUUUGCUGGAGAUGAAAAGGCCGGAGCGUCGUGGACGGACAAGAUCAUGGCAAACAAGGCAGAAGGAGACGCCGUCCAGAAGACGGAGGACGGAGACGGAGCGGUGGACGACGAAUGGGACGACUGAGGACGCUGUUUCCCUCCAGGGUGGACUCUCCUUGUUCAAAUGGACCUGGACUCUCAUCCACAUGGUCCUGGACUCUCCUCAUCCACUAUUAUUAUUAUUAUUAUUAUUAUUAUUAUUAUUAUUAUUAUUAUUAUUAUUAUUAUUAUUGUUCUUUCCAUAGACAUCUGAGCAUGCUCAGUUCAAG
Molecule: messenger RNA, 924 nt
Organism: Sphaeramia orbicularis (orbiculate cardinalfish)
Lineage: Eukaryota; Metazoa; Chordata; Actinopteri; Kurtiformes; Apogonidae
Gene: arpin
Product: actin related protein 2/3 complex inhibitor
Exons: 6
Coding region: 63-740 (225 amino acids)
Biological process (GO): negative regulation of actin nucleation
Source: RefSeq, a predicted model, not a curated record